Messenger RNA from Pangasianodon hypophthalmus (striped catfish), 2260 nucleotides. RefSeq names its product LCK proto-oncogene, Src family tyrosine kinase (gene lck). The record is from RefSeq and is a predicted model, not a curated record. Bases 223 to 1746 code for a protein of 507 amino acids. Lineage: Eukaryota; Metazoa; Chordata; Actinopteri; Siluriformes; Pangasiidae. Gene Ontology annotation, biological process: cell surface receptor protein tyrosine kinase signaling pathway; innate immune response; B cell receptor signaling pathway. Gene Ontology annotation, cellular component: extrinsic component of cytoplasmic side of plasma membrane. Gene Ontology annotation, molecular function: non-membrane spanning protein tyrosine kinase activity; ATP binding; signaling receptor binding. The transcript is spliced from 13 exons.
GCCUGUGGUGCGUGUGUGUGUGUGUUUUUUUUUUGCGAGGAUGUGAUGCGAUCUCACUUACAAAGAGCUGUCUCUGUCGACGCACACCCUUCUCUAGUGCCAGUUUAGCACAUUUUCAGCAUUUUUAUCCUAAGAAUUUUGGUGGAUAUGACCGCGUUAAGCUGUCGGUGCCUUCAAUGAAAUCAGAGGCCUUCGAUUGGAAACUGCGCUGUAACAGAGACCAUGGGAAACUGUAGCUCUUACGACUCGGACGACGGCUUCUCCUACCACCCUGAUGAUGAGAUCUGCGAGCACUGCAACUGCCCCAUUUCUUCUGGGAACCAGAUCUUGAAUAGCGACAACAAGUUUCCGUAUCCCAAUUCCGACUACACGCCUCCUCCGACCUCGCCAUUACCAGAUAACUUGGUGGUGGCGAAGUACACCUAUAAACCGUGCCACGCUGACGACCUGGGCUUCGAGAAAGGCGAGAAGAUGAAGAUCAUUGGCGAGGAUGAUCCUGAAUGGUACAUGGCUGAGUCUCUGUCGACGGGACAGAGGGGUUACGUGCCACGCAACUUUGUGGCCAAACUCAACAGCAUGGAGACAGAAUCCUGGUUUUUUAAGAAUCUCUCCAGAAACGAUGCCAUGAGGCAACUGCUGGCCCCCGGCAACACGCAGGGCUCCUUCCUGAUCAGGGAGAGCGAGACCACACCAGGCAGCUUCUCUCUCUCUGUGCGAGAUCUGGAUCACAAUCAAGGCGACGUCAUUAAGCACUACAGAAUCCGCAACCUGGACGCCGGUGGCUACUACAUCACCAGCAAGAUCUCCUUCACCUCCCUGUCCGAGCUGGUCAAACAUUACUCUCGAGAUGCAGACGGCUUGUGCAUACGUCUGGUGAAACCGUGUCAGACACGAAUGCCACAGAAGCCGUGGUGGCAAGACGAGUGGGAGAUUUCGCGUGAGUCACUCAAGCUGGAGAGACGAUUGGGACAGGGACAGUUUGGAGAAGUCUGGAUGGGUUUGUACAAUGAUAACCGGAGAGUGGCCAUUAAGAGUCUGAAACCGGGCACCAUGUCCAUCAGCGCCUUCCUGGCCGAGGCCAACCUGAUGAAGAACCUGCAGCACGCACGACUCGUGCGCCUCUUCGCUGUGGUCACGCAGGAACCCAUCUACAUCGUCACCGAGUUCAUGGAGAACGGCAGCCUGGUGGAUUUUCUGAAAACGCAAGAGGGCUCAAAUUUGCAAAUCAACACCCUGAUCGAUAUGGCCUCACAGGUGGCUGAUGGUAUGGCCUACAUCGAGCAGAAGAAUUACAUCCACCGAGACUUGAGAGCCGCCAACAUCCUGGUGUCUGAGGAGCUCAUCUGCAAGAUCGCAGACUUCGGCCUCGCUCGGCUCAUCGAGAACAACGAGUACACAGCCAGGGAAGGUGCCAAGUUUCCCAUCAAAUGGACGGCUCCUGAAGCCAUCAACUACGGCACAUUCUCCAUCAAAUCAGACGUCUGGUCUUUUGGCAUCCUGCUGACCGAGAUCGUGACCUACGGCAGAAUUCCUUACCCAGGUAUGACAAAUCCUGAGGUGAUCCAGAACUUGGAGAAAGGGUACCGCAUGCCUCGUCCGGAUAACUGUCCCGAGGACCUGUAUGCCAUAAUGAAGGAGUGUUGGACGGAAAACCCGGAGAACCGUCCUACGUUCGAGUACCUGCGCAGCGUCCUGGAGGACUUCACCACGGCCACCGAGCGGCAGUAUCAGGAGCAGCCUUACUGAGGAUGAACCAAACGAUGGUUUAAAAGACAGAACCGUGAUGAUCAGUAUAUAAGACAGAAAAGUAUCUUUUUUUUCCUGAUUACGUUGUGUAUAUAGCCUACUGAAGUCCUUAUUUGAGGACGGUGGGGUCUCUUUUUUUUCCGUUUAAAGACAGUGAUUAGUUCCUGUAGGUUUAUUUGCUUUUUUUUUUUUUUUUACGAGGCUGAAGAUAGUCUGAGAAAAAAAAACUGUCCUUCAGCAGCCUCCUUUUUUCCUCCUGAAGUGCAGAACGAUUGCUGUUUCAAAUCCUUGUAUGUAAUCCUGUCAGUGUUGAUCCUGUCUGUGUGUUUAGCUUAUUAUUGGUAACUACCUAUAAAUAGUUCAAAUAAAAGACCUGAUUUUUCACUUCUGACAGCAAAUCGCUCCAGAAUGUGUAGUUCAGAAUGGUAAUGAGAGUGGCGAGGAACAUUUAUAAAAAUGUUAACCUUUUUUUUUUGUUUAUAAAUGUAUAAAUAAAAAUCAUUUAAUACCUUUA